Messenger RNA from Melitaea cinxia (Glanville fritillary), 1343 nucleotides. RefSeq lists its product as uncharacterized. The coding region runs from base 288 to 1016 and encodes 242 amino acids. The transcript is spliced from 2 exons. NCBI's taxonomy places the organism in Eukaryota, Metazoa, Arthropoda, Insecta, Lepidoptera, Nymphalidae. The record is from RefSeq and is a predicted model, not a curated record.
UACCUCCUUGUCACCGUAUUUACAUACAUCUACGGUGUAAUUGUAGGACACGUUGAUAAUAAUUGGUCUUGCUGCGCGCGCGCAUGCCGCCGUGAGUCAUCGGCGAGCGCUUUGCGCACAAUGCCGUCCGAGUCGGUCCAGUCGCGUCGCGGCAUACUUAGAGGACAUACAUAUUACUUAAGUCACGAUUUUGUGCAAACGAGUAUUGGUGUUUACGAAACAUUGUUACGGGUUCGAUUAUAAAUUAAAAAAUAUAUUGUGGCUUACCGUUGUGAAUUAUCGAGACGAUGACUGCGGUUAAGAAGGCGCUGGCGAUGCGACAGUUGGAUUCGAUGUUCGGAACUUUGACCUUAGAGGGAGAGGGCCGUCACUCCCCAUUAGUCAGCUCCACAAUCGAGCACGACCCGCAUUGUGAUGUCCACGGCCGUUGCAGCACUCCAUACAGAUCUUCAUUGUACCUUCACAGCAGGGAAUCGACACCUGGUUACAGGGAAUCCAUUUCGCCCACAAAUGGUCUCUUUAUAAGGCGAAGGGGCUCGCUGGGAAUACCGACGUCCCCUGUGAGAGAGAUCGAACAUCCCUCUACAUUCCCGAGCAUUCUCCGUCGUGACCGCCACAGCCCUUCGCAGACGCCACCGCGCAGGGACACACCGAGCCCAACACACAAAUACAACACAAAAAGACACUCAAUGGGAUCAUUUCCAAAUCUCUCCCGGAGCAACGUCGUGAAUUACAACAGACGGGACUCUCUGAACAGCAACGGUGUUAGAGAUAUGAAGAGAGAUUACGUUGGAUCGAUGAAUUCACUGUCAAGAAAAAGUUCUAUCGAUACAAAGAAGUCGUCCUCAGAUUCUCUGGAUAACUGGCACAGUUGGGAGUACGACCGGCACGGUUCGAUGUCGUCACUGGCGCACGAGGACCGGCUCUCUUGCUUCCAUAAUAAGGUAUCUGUUCCGUACAGUGCUCUACUGUUACAUCGAUUACAGCAUCUCUUUCAUGUCCUAAUGCGUGAAUAAUGUUACCAUAUGUAAAUAAGUAUCGAUGUGCAAUAUAUAAAUAUAUCUGAUGAGGGCAUACUUCGUAUCCGCGCAAAAUGUUUAGUCAUAUUUCAGUCUUUUUUUUUUCGUAGUGAUGUACCUCGAUGUUUACACACCGUACGUAAUGCGUGUUUUUUGUCGAUAUCGAGUAUUGUUUUAAAGUUCGCAUAGUGCGUUAUAAUUAAAGCGAACAACGCUAGCUUAUGGAUUAUUAUACGCUAUUAUAUAUAAAACCGUUGUAAUGAUCUAUUUUUUAUUUUACCGUUAUAUAGUUAAUGAGCUUUGCGAUUAAAACUUACGUAUCAA